AUGGCUUCAUCACCGGCAUUGUUUACUGCCUCGCGCAGUCAGACACUAACUUACCUGUUGGCGGUGUGCCCCUUCUCUAUUGCCUUCCUAGUCUACAUCAAUUCAUCCAUCUCCUUCGUCGUGACGGAUUUGAUUGGGCUCGAGGAUGGAGUGGGAGAUUCAGUGGGAACCCUGGGAUUUGCGGAUGAACUGCUCGCCCUAGUUGCCUGUCCACUUUGGGGUGUUCUCUCGGACAGAAUCGGAGUCCGCCAUGUAUGUACUGCAGGCUACGCUAUCGUAGCACUCGCGCUAGUCGUUUUUGUGCAAGCCACAAAUGUUUAUCCUCAGCUUCUCUUGGGAAGGUUGCUAUUUAGUAUUGGUGGUUCAGCGGUAUCGACCAUGGUCACUGCAGUUUUGCCAACUGUUACCGGCACAGCAUUUAAUGCCAAGGAAUAUCGCGCAUCUGUGUCUUCGGAGUUGACCGUCACACCAGAGCGUGCCAGGAAUGGCUAUUCCAUAGAUCUUGGUCCUUCCAGGGCAUCACCGUCUGCGCGACUCUCGGGUUUUGUUGGCAUGUGCGCUGGCUGUGGUGCGCUCGUGGCACUGGUUAUUUUCCUGCCGCUUGCAGCCCGGUUUGAGAAGAUGGGAUUGUCGCCAUCGCAGGCCAUCCAACGCAGCUAUUAUCUGGUUGCUGUCGUAUCCCUUGUUAUCUGCCUUGUAUGCUUCAUUGGUCUCCGUGAUCUUCCAGGAGAAAAGGGCAAGAGUUGGAGUGCACUGUGGAAAACGUCUCGUCACUCGUGUAAUGACGAAGAUGAUGACGACGAAGACAACGAAGAUCUAUAUAUCCAUGGCCCAAGACUGUCAUACUGGAAGCAGCUGACAACUGCCCUUACACUAGGAUUCCGAAACCGUAGCAUUGGACUGGGCUAUAUCGGAGGCUUCGUGGCUCGAGCCUCUUCUGUGGGGAUAUCAUUGUUCAUUCCCCUCGCCGUCAACCACUACUAUCGGGUGUCGGGGCUCUGCGACGAGGAACGUGAACCGGUUCCUGGGUCGGGAUUAGGGGAUAUUAAGAAAGCAUGCCCCCGUGCAUACAUCGUCGCAUCCAUACUGACCGGGGUAUCCCAAUUGGUGGCACUGAUUGCAGCCCCGGCAUUUGGGUACCUGACAGACAAAUCGCGACGAUACAAUUUCCCACUCCUUUUCGCAGCAUUUGUGGGAGUCAUUGGUUACAUUAUCUUUGCCAUGCUCCCAAACCCUUUAUUCGAGAGACCUGAUGGCAAUCCCGGGGUGUUUGUUGUGAUGGCUCUACUUGGAAUCAGCCAAAUUGGGGCAAUUGUCUGUAGCUUGGCUGUGCUGAGCAACGGUAUCCUGCGGGUCAGCAUCGACAAUGAGACAUUAAGAAAAAUAUACGAGGAACGACGUGUCCGUGGGGAUGAGAAUGACGCAGAACCUGACGAGGGCCAGUCUCUUCUUCACGGGUCGGUCAAUCAGAGAUUGGGGCAGCUGUCCCACCUCAAAGGCUCUAUCGCAGGGGUCUAUUCACUAUAUGGUGGGGCAGGCAUUCUGCUGCUGACCAAAGUGGGUGGACUGCUGUUUGACAUCCUGUCAGCGGGCACACCAUUCUAUAUCAUGGCGGGCUUUAAUGGUGUGCUGCUUGUGAUGGGGAUCGCGUGUGGGGGCGUCAACCACUUCAGGUCCUCGGCCGGAAGGACUUGGUGA
Messenger RNA from Penicillium mononematosum, 1698 nucleotides. RefSeq names its product putative MFS transporter. Gene Ontology annotation, molecular function: transmembrane transporter activity. The record is from RefSeq and is a predicted model, not a curated record. The coding region runs from base 1 to 1698 and encodes 565 amino acids. Gene Ontology annotation, biological process: transmembrane transport. Lineage: Eukaryota; Fungi; Ascomycota; Eurotiomycetes; Eurotiales; Aspergillaceae. The transcript has 2 exons.